Gryllus bimaculatus (two-spotted cricket) is the source of this 348-nucleotide messenger RNA. The record is from the annotation of a GenBank genome assembly. Lineage: Eukaryota; Metazoa; Arthropoda; Insecta; Orthoptera; Gryllidae.
AUGCUGGGUGAGCGCGCAAAAUGGCCGUUGGCUCCGCCGGCGCUGCAGGCGCCCCCGCCGCCGCCUCCGCCUCCGCCUCGACGUUGCCGUCGGGGUUUCCGCCCGAGUCCGGUAGGCCGCGCUGGAUUCAUUUCUAAAGUUCUUGAAUGGGAAGAUAUUUUAUGUCUGGAGGACGGCGUGGCGGCGCGCACUCGAGUCGUUAUUGUUUGUUCCUCGGCUGCUUCCAAGCCCUCCACGCGCCAAAAGGGGGAGGGGAAGAAAAGUUCCCGAAUUCGCCGCGCCUCGCAAGGAAAUAACAAAAUGAAACUGGAAAACAAAGUGUUCCAGCAAUGCCGCACACUGGGGUAG